Molecule: messenger RNA, 1884 nt
Organism: Ostertagia ostertagi
Lineage: Eukaryota; Metazoa; Nematoda; Chromadorea; Rhabditida; Trichostrongylidae
Source: the annotation of a GenBank genome assembly
AUGGAUUCACGGCCGCACGAGCGAUGCACUGCACCUGGAUGCCCAACUGCCCGAGGUUUCUCCCGCGACGCUGGCUCACCUUUGCGUGGCCCUGACGCAGGCGAUCCGCGACCUGGAAGCCUGCCCGCAAGCCGAUCUGUCCGCCCGCCUGACGCUGGAGGACGCCGCGCAGGGCCGCGUGGCGACCGCCCUGCUGGUGUUCGCCUUCGCGCUGUGGCUGAUGCUGUCCUGGUACACCAGCCGCCUGCUGCUGGACCGCCGCUUCAAGCCCGACACCCUCGGCGAAUGCACGCACCCGCGCUUUGCCGAGCAACUGCGCCGCUGGCUGCCGCGCAGCCUGGUGCUCGGCGGUGGCCUGCCGAUCGCCGCCUUCUUCCUGAUGCAGAACCGCGAACGGCUCAUCGGCGUGGGUCUGCUGCUGGUGACGGCCGGGCUGUACCUGUUCGUCUGCCAGCGCCGCCAGUGGUUGCUGAAGCUGGGCGACCAGUCCUGGCUCGCCCGCGUGCUGUGCCUGGACGUGCGGCGCGACGCGAUCGCCGCCAUGGCCCGCGAGGACCGCAUGAGCACGCCGUCGCGCACGCUCGUGAUCGUCGUGCUGCUGCUGCAGUGGGCGCUGUUCGGGGCACUGCUCGCCUGGCCCGAGGCCACCGCCCGCGCCUUCGGCUCGCCCGCGCUCGUGCUGCUGGCCAUGGGCAGCUGGACGGUGUUCGGCGGCAUCCUGCUGACCUACGCCGCCAAGGCGCUGAUCCGCAUCCCGCUGACGGUGCUGCCAUUGCUGCUGUUCCUCGCCUUCUCAUCCUGCAACGACAACCACCGUGUGGCCGACCCGGAGCGCAGCGCGCCGUCGCCGAUCGCACCGCGCCAGCCGACGGAUGCCUGGUUGCAGACCUGGCUGCGCACCGCGGCCGAUGCCGCCACCUGCACGCCAUGGAACCUCGUGCGCGACUUCACCGGCCGCGACCACCUCGCCACGCCGGUCGGCUACAUGCUCUACCCGGACCUGGCGCAGCGCUUCGUGCCGAUCCCGUUCACCGGGGCGGACCGCUCCCUCGCGCUGGAGCAGGUCUGGACGCGCGACUGGCCCCGCGCGCUUGCCAGCCAUUGCCCGCCGGGCGCCAAGCCGCUGCCCAACCCCUGGAGCCAGCCGCUGACCGUGCUGCGCACGCGUGCCAACGAUGCGCAAUGGCUGCCGCUGCUGGCGCUGAACACGUCGGCGCUGUCGCGCGGUCAGCGUGUCUACCAGACGGACUUCCUCAUGCCCGCGGCGGACGGCAUCGACCUGUUCGACCCGGCGAUCGGCCUGGAAGUGGAACGGCUCACGCUCGCGCAGGCGGUGCACAACAGCGCCCGCUUCCCCUACAUCAGCCCGUCGGGCGCCGUGCUGUUCCAGGAGCCGCACCGCAACCCGGAGACCGGCGACGUCGGCCUGAUGUGGGACCGUCUGGGCGAUGGCGGCUAUGUGGAGUCGAGCGCCACGCUGGCGCUGUCGGACCUGCUGCGCGAUCUGGAAGCCGGCGGCAAGCUCAAGGCUUGCAAGCCCGAGGACGACUGUGCCCGCCAGGGCAUCCUGGACCGCUCGCGGCUGCGGCUGGUGCUGCUGGUCAAUUCGCCUUCGCGAGCAACGAGGCCCGCGCGCGGGACUCGGCGGUGGACCUGAUCAAGCGCAUCGGCGGCUGCGGCCAGGUCGCCGAGCUGCGCCUGCCCGCGGUGCCGGGUCAACGGCCGCCGUCGAUGAACUGGAUGCUCAACGCCGCCUCGCGAGAGCAGAUCGACGCCUUCCUCCAGGAAAAGCAUGCCGCCACCGACCCGGCCGCCGCACCGGCGCAGACCCAGCUCGGGCUGCACCUGCGUCAGGCCAAGGCCUGGCUGCUGCAGAUGAAAUGA